This is a messenger RNA of Prunus mume (Japanese apricot), 1075 nucleotides long. Lineage: Eukaryota; Viridiplantae; Streptophyta; Magnoliopsida; Rosales; Rosaceae. The record is from RefSeq and is a predicted model, not a curated record.
GUCUCAGGCCUCACAGCGCGGGGUUUAUCAAAUCUAAAACCCUAGAGAGCUACAGCCAUGGCGAUCUUUCUGAGACGCGCACUCUCAUUCCGAAACGUCCUUCUCCUUCGAAGCUCUGCGAUUGUCGGUCGCGAGCUCUUCCAGUGCAAAUCCGAGGCACCGCAGAGAAUUCUGUCUCAUUCCGCUCUUGAAUUCGUCAAAGAAAGUCGCAGAGGCUUUGCCAAAGGCCGCAAUAAAUCAAAAGAUGACUCCGCUGCGGGCACAAUUGAAGUUUUGCCAAAUAUGGGGCCAACCAUUAAGGCAAACACGACCUCGCAAAUGGAGGCGGCAAUUACAGCAUUGUCAGCAGAAUUAAGCAAACUACGAACUGGAAGAGCAUCUCCGGGUACAUUCUCAAUUUCCCGGUUGUCAAAUCUGCUUGACCACAUUAUUGUGGAAACCGGUGGCGUCAAGCUGCCCCUGAGUCAGAUAGCCGUUGUUUCAGUACUGGAUUCGAAAACAUUGUCAAUAAACCCUUUUGAUCCAAAUGCCUUACAGAAGUUGGAGACUGCCAUUGUUGAAUCUGCCUUGGGGUUAAAUCCUAAAGUGGAUGGGGAUCGAUUGAUUGCAGCUAUUCCUCCAUUGACCAAAGAGCAUGUUCAGGCUGUAUGUAAAGUGGUUACCAAGUCCUGUGAAGAUGGCAGACUAAGUAUAAGAAGAGCUCGCCAAAAGGCAAUGGAUACAAUAAAAAAGUUGUAUUCAAGAUACCCAAAGGACGACUUAAAAAGAUUGGAGAAAGAGGUUGAGGAGUUGACUAAAAAGUUUGUGAAGACAGCAGAGGACUUGUGCAAGGCAAAGGAGAAGGAGAUCAGUGCAGGCUAAAAGGUGGUAUUUUGUCUCUGUGUUUUAAUAUUCAUUGGCGGAAGGCCCCACCUCCAUUCCGGAAGAGCUAUACCUCAAUUUGUUUUUGUAGAAGAGUCCUUUAGAAGUUGCCAUUCAAAAUCAGAACAUAGAUGUUUCAACUCAUGAUAAUUAUUAUUAUGCGAUAUUGAUGUUUCAACUUAUGAUAAAGUGAGCUCAUUUAAACGGUUUCGGA